Molecule: messenger RNA, 1419 nt
Organism: Coccidioides immitis RS
Lineage: Eukaryota; Fungi; Ascomycota; Eurotiomycetes; Onygenales; Onygenaceae
Product: MT-A70 family protein
Exons: 1
Coding region: 1-1419 (472 amino acids)
Cellular component (GO): RNA N6-methyladenosine methyltransferase complex; nucleus
Molecular function (GO): nucleic acid binding; methyltransferase activity
Source: RefSeq, a predicted model, not a curated record
AUGGCAUGCUCUUUACCUGCAAAGGGCGGGAGCCCUUCAGCCAUCCUCUAUUGUAACGAGGAUCACACUGUAUAUCUAAUAGACAUUCCGGCUUCUAUUAGUCUGGCCCAGCAAGAAUCCAGGUACACUGGAGAUGAUUCAAAGGAGAUAGGCACGCCGUCAAUUUUCUCUUGUCCACCAUUGGAACAUCCUUAUUCGAGCCCUUCAACUGAACCAAAGGGCACGAAAGCAAUGCUCAGAGUGAUGGAGCGCAUUCCGGCUGUUGAACUGGAAUAUCGUAACAAAUUGGCGGACCUCGUUAAUGACGCGUUACGGGAACUACGUGCUAAUCAUGACACUCAAGGAUGGUGCCUCCCGCGAGCGAUGCGGCCUGGCUACCUGCAGGACAUUUCUGGGAAGAAACAGGACCAAGAUCGUCAAGUUGGAGAGCCAAACUUGGGCAAAUUGUAUGCGUUAAAGGGGUUUAGUUUGAGUGAUGGACGUCAGAGCACCCGGGAAGAUGCCUCAUUCUCUGAGGAUGUACCCCCGUUAAUAUUAUCGCCUGGCUUGAAUAUAAUUCCCACCUUGAACUCUAUUCGGAGCAUGACCGUGAAGAAUACAUCUUCUGCUCCUGCGCUUUUACGCAUUCGAAAUGCACAGCAGACAUCCAGCGCCACCAACCUGCGGGGCCAGGGGAAGUCGACUGUCGAACCGGCAGGUUUGAUAACGUUCACAAUCCCACCAAAGGCAGCUUUUUGUCUUACACACAUGUCAACUCAACCAGUCUCCUUUCCCAGCCUUCUUUCAUUCCUUCCAUCGGACAGAAAAUUUGACUUCGUCAUCAUGGACCCUCCUUGGCCCAACCGCUCUGUUAGCCGUUCGGCUCACUACGAGACAAUACCAACAUUCUCUGUUCUUCAAAGGCUGAUAAACCGGAUUUUAAAAGCCCAACUCGACCCCUCGGGAGGGAUUGCCGCGAUCUGGACGACAAAUAACCAUAAAUCUCGCUCUGCUGCUCGUCAAGCGCUCAAGGCAGCCCAGCUGCAACCCUUUGAGGAAUGGGUUUGGAUCAAGACGACGACCAGUGGUUACCCAGUUUCGCCUGUUCGUGCGCUGUGGAGACUGCCGUACGAGGUGUUGGUUCUAGGGAGGCAACGCCUGCCCAGUAGUGAUGGGAAACUGAAUCAUAUACUGAGACGGAGAGUCAUCGCCGCUGUGCCAGAUGUUCACUCUCGGAAACCGAAUCUCAAGGAAAUGGUAGAGCAACUUUUCUUCACUUCGCGGGAUGCGGAUGGUGAGCAAAGAUAUAUGAAAGAGUACAAUGCUCUCGAGGUCUUUGCUAGAAAUCUUACGGCGGGUUGGUGGUCCUGUGGUGAUGAGGUGCUGCGAUUCAAUUGGGAUGGGUGGUGGACGAAUGCCGGAGCCACUGAGCCUGUUUAG